Messenger RNA from Frankliniella occidentalis (western flower thrips), 1267 nucleotides. RefSeq lists its product as uncharacterized. The record is from RefSeq and is a predicted model, not a curated record. The transcript is spliced from 3 exons. Bases 1 to 423 code for a protein of 140 amino acids. NCBI's taxonomy places the organism in Eukaryota, Metazoa, Arthropoda, Insecta, Thysanoptera, Thripidae.
AUGACGUUUGAUGACCCGGGGGGUUGGGAAGCAGGUCUGGUGAAAGUGAAGCAGAAUCUAUCCACCCUGAGGACGGUUUUGUCCAAGAAGUGCAAGUCAUUUGCCCGGGCAGUUGUCACCACUGUUCCUCCCCUGCCUAAGCUGCUUGCACCGAAGGGAGGAGAUGAGGAUUAUCGCCACCUGUGGACCACCUUCAACGAUGAGCUGCUGCAGCUCAGCUCACCCAGGUUCUUUGUGCUUGAUGUGCAGGAGUUCUUUAUGAAGGAUGGGCUAUUGCAGGAGGAUCUGUUUGAGAGUUUCAUGGGCCAUGGUGCCAAGAGGCGCAAGGACAGAUUGCACAUUAAUCAUAAUGGGAUGAAUGCCAUCGAAGAAGCUCUGAGGACUGUUCCACCAUUUCAACGUACUGCCAAGAACAAUUUGUAAUUUGUAAUAUUUUGUAUCCUUUCCUGUUGGGAGGAGCACGUUAAGGUCCUACAGAUUUGUUAUUAUCAUCUUUUUGUAUCAAAAAAGAAAUGUUCCUGUUUUAAUUAUUAUGAACUUGCAAUUACUUUUUAUGUUUUCCUGUGAUUUUCACCUUGGAUCUGUUUAGCUACCCAGGGUUCAAUUUAUGAUUUUUUUAUUGUUAUUGAUUAUUCUGAACUUGCUUUUUUGCAUCUACUGUGAUUUUAAUCUUGCAUCUCGUUAUCUAUACAAAGCGUUGUCGACAUUUGGUAUUGCACACUUAAUUGAAACUUAUGAUACUCGCGUCUGUAUUUCUUGUUUUAUUUUUAUAUUGACUCAAGUUGCCAGUAUCUUUACUUCAACUUGUUAACAUUAAUUGUAACUAGCUUGUGAUUGUAUCUUAAUAUAUAAACUGUCUAGAAAUGUUGUUAUUUUGACUGAUUUGAUUUUUUGAAUAUACCUUUAUUUUAUCUGAUUGCAAUCUUAUGAUUUCCCUCUACCCAACCAAUGCACCCACAUGCACCCAUAAAAAUAAAAGGAGAUGUGAAACACAAAAUUAAUAAUGGUCUAAAGGUACACACUUGAUUCUUAAAUUAAAUUGUGUCACUCUUAUACUGGUAGGACCGUUCAGAAAGUGCGUCCGCCAUUCUUCACUGUAACGGAACUGCCACAUUCAGCCAUUGCGAGCCCCCGGCGCGCCUGAUGGGUAGGCAACACCUCGCCUGCCGCGCAUGCGUGUACCGCGGGCUGGCCCACCCAAAGUCUCCCAGGCGCUCAGCUCCCGUGAUGAACCGAAUGAAUCCGAGGGAAACGGACGUAUAUUUUC